UUAGUUACCAUGCCCAAGUUCAGUUAAGAGAAGGGAAAAAAAAGUUAGAAAUUUAGCUGCCAAUGUGUUUUGUGUCCAUCUUCUUCGCCUCUUCAGUUCUUCAUUCUCCCCUAAUUUCACACACUAGUUUUGAAUUUGAUACCCCUAAUAUCUGUCUGUCUUUCUUUCUUCUUUUCUUAAGAUCUUAUUUUAUUUAAUUGGUUCAAAUUGGGUAAAAGUUUAUCAAUUUGUAGUUUUUCCCUAAAACGGGGCUGGCAAUGGAGGUGAUUCCAACAGUGACACAGAGAGAACAAUGGAUGGUUGAGUCUCAAGUCUUUGGCAUCUACAACAACUUCAAAGAGCUCCCCAGGAGAGCUCAAACCGUCUUGCUGGAAAUUGUGUGUGAUAAGCACACCGAGUAUCUCACCAAUGGCCUUCGUCGCCUUCCCCCCUCUUUCUGCGUUCUUGAUGCCAAUCGACCAUGGCUAUGCUAUUGGAUUCUUCAUUCACUUGCACUUUUGGGCGAAUCUAUCGAUGUCAACUUGAAACAUCAUGUUGUUGAUUUUCUCAGUCGAUGCCAGGACCCACUUGGUGGAUAUGGUGGUGGACCGGGUCAGAUGCCUCAUCUGGCAACCACAUAUGCUGCUGUGAAUUCAAUUAUCACAGUGGGAGGGCGCAGAGCAUUGUCGUCUAUUAACAGAGAUAGAUUGUAUGCAUUCUUGCAGCGAAUGAAGGACCCAAGUGGGUCGUUCAGGAUGCAUGAAAAGGGAGAAAUUGAUGUCAGGGCAUGUUACACUGCAGUUUCUGUUGCAAGUAUUCUGAACAUCUUGGAUUACAAAUUGGUGGAAAAUGUUGGGGAUUACAUUCUAAGUUGUCAGACAUAUGAAGGUGGCAUUGCUGGUGAGCCUGGUUCAGAAGCCCAUGGAGGGUAUACCUUUUGUGGGUUGGCCGCAAUGAUUCUUAUCAACGAGGUUCAUCGAUUGGACUUGCCUGCUCUAGUUAAUUGGGUUGCAUUUCGUCAAGGAGUUGAGGGUGGAUUUCAGGGGAGAACAAACAAAUUAGUAGAUGGUUGUUAUUCCUUUUGGCAGGGAGGUGUUUUUCCACUAAUUCAAAGAUUGCUGCGAAGUAUUGAGGAGCAGUUGAGGAUUAUAGGUUGUCGAAAGCAUGACAAUGAUUCUUCCAAAAUAAAUGUUAAUUUACCUGAGGAGACACGUCAAAUGCACAGUGGCCUUUUUGAACAGAAAGGCCUACAAGAGCCUCCUGAUGUUGCAAAAUUCUCUGACGUUGGUUUUGAUUUUGUCAAACGCUCCGCCGAUAUUGGACCUCUCUUUCAAAACUUCGCUUUGCAGCAGUAUAUAAUUCUUUGUUCACAGAUCAUGGAUGGAGGAUUUAGAGACAAGCCUGGAAAGAGCAGAGACUUCUACCACACAUGUUAUUGUUUAAGUGGUCUCUCAGUGUGCCAGUAUAUCAACUUGGAGACAGCUGACUCUUCGCCUAUUGCACAGGAAGUGCUUGGUCCAUAUUCCAAUCUCUUGGAACAAACACACCCUUUGUAUAAUGUUGUCCUUGAGCGUUAUUACAGUGCCCGUGAGCUCUUCUCACAUUUGUAGGUGAUGCUAUCUUCUAAAUACUAGAAGCCAUGGAGUUAAAUGAAGAGAGAAAGGGUUAUUUUGAUUUAUAUGGAUAUUAUGUAAGUUGCUUGUGCAUGGUGAGAGAGAGAGAGAAGGGUUGUGUAAUAUUUAAGUUAGAGAAUUUUUUUAGGUAAAUAAUUGUAGAAGAUGGUCGCAAGUAAUGCAUGUUUUUUAUAGAGUUUUUGGCCUGGGGCAUUAGGUUUUGUUGCAUCCACAAGGCGACAGCAACAGGGCAGUGUAGAUGAAGUCGAAGCUCAAUAUAAUUUGAAGCUCAAUAGAGCUUCACCUGCAGCAAUAAGUGGUUCUCCACUCUUAAGCUUUUAUUUCUCCACCAACCACUAAUUGUGAUGACGUUGGAACUUCCGAGGAUCUUAUUCGUUCUGGUGAACAGCUAGGCAAACAAUUAAGAUGAUGUAUUAAGUUCCUCAUCUCUGGAAAGCUAGCAGAGGGAGGUUCUGAUGGAUUUUUGCAGCUGAUGCUUAUAUGUAGAUCAAGGUUCUGCCGCUUCUGCCGUGACGUUUGUUGUCACAUCACUUAUUUGUUGUUUUGAUUUCACUUCCAUCUGCUCAUGAAAAAUAUUAAACUAGUGAUUUGGUAAUAAUUCUACCGUA
Molecule: messenger RNA, 2221 nt
Organism: Spinacia oleracea (spinach)
Lineage: Eukaryota; Viridiplantae; Streptophyta; Magnoliopsida; Caryophyllales; Amaranthaceae
Product: protein farnesyltransferase subunit beta
Exons: 14
Coding region: 258-1589 (443 amino acids)
Biological process (GO): protein farnesylation
Cellular component (GO): protein farnesyltransferase complex
Molecular function (GO): protein farnesyltransferase activity
Source: RefSeq, a predicted model, not a curated record